AUGGAAAACAAUCAUGUUAGUCAUCGAGAACAACUCUGCUCCGUUCACCAAGUAUCUUACAGAGGCGUUCGCCGGAGGAAAUGGGGCAAAUGGGUGUCAGAGAUCAGAGAGCCCGGUAAGAAAACCCGGAUUUGGCUCGGGAGCUACGAAACAGCAGAGAUGGCUGCUGCGGCCUACGAUACUGCGGCUCUUCACCUCCGAGGAUGUGGGACACAUCUCAACUUCCCGGAACACGCUGGCAGUUUUCCUAGGCCGGAAAGCUCUAGUUCCGAGCACGUUCAAGCGGCUGCUCGAGAGGCAGCACUAAUGUUUAAAUCGGAUGUGUCGUCUACAGAAUAUGAUAACGGGUCAGGUCAGGUACUUCCGCGGGUAGGAUUGUCUCCGGAUCAGAUUCAGGCUAUCUAUGAGUUUCCACUGGACUCACCGAGUAUGGGGUGGAUGCAAGAUCUCGAAGUGAAUCAUUUCGAAGAGUUGUACGGUCGGUAUUUUGGUCAGUGCGAUAGAGAUGAUUAUUUUGAAACGCAGCAGCUUCAGUCCAUAUGCGACUUUAACUGACAUUAAUCUACCUAAACAUUCGAUUUAUGUAUGGUGUUACCAACCAUUUG
Messenger RNA from Eruca vesicaria subsp. sativa (arugula), 605 nucleotides. The record is from the annotation of a GenBank genome assembly. Lineage: Eukaryota; Viridiplantae; Streptophyta; Magnoliopsida; Brassicales; Brassicaceae.